Molecule: messenger RNA, 4872 nt
Organism: Cyclopterus lumpus (lumpfish)
Lineage: Eukaryota; Metazoa; Chordata; Actinopteri; Perciformes; Cyclopteridae
Gene: nocta
Product: nocturnin a
Exons: 4
Coding region: 3369-4505 (378 amino acids)
Biological process (GO): circadian rhythm
Molecular function (GO): poly(A)-specific ribonuclease activity
Source: RefSeq, a predicted model, not a curated record
AAGAUAAGCCAAGACAUUGAUUGAUCCUCCAUUGAUCCCGCAAGAGGUCAAUAGCGAUCACAAAGGUUGUGUCCGGAUGACGUCCACAAAUGCUGUUUUUUGUUAUUUACGUAUCAUUACGUAAAGUGUUGUUUGUUUUUUUCAAAUGAUUCUGGCAGGUUUUCUGUCAUGUGACCCCAUUCAAAACACUUCACCAUAUGCGCAAAGCCAGAUUGUCAUCUACUCGUGUUCCAGCCUCCGUAUCCUUCAUCAUCAUCAUCGCCGCAUCAUUGCCUCAAAAGCCCUCCGCCCAACGUGGUUGUCAAGCGACCACGACUGGCAAGCGGGAUAGCCGUGUUAGCUAGCUCAACGUAGACGGCACCUGAAGCUUUCGCGAUUGGGAGGAAGUAGCUGAUCCAACUGUCAGUACUUGAACGCAAUGCUUCAAAGCUUGUUGACCGCUCGAUGCUGAAGAAGAAUAAAUAUGACCAGAACUCUGGUUGUACGCCUGUGCAGACCAAAAGGGCAUGAAAAGAAACUUCACGACUAUAUGCUGGCAGGGAUAGACCCAAUUGCGAGAGCUCUGAGAGGUCAAAGUCUCUACUACCACGUAUGUUGACACAUGUCUGUGGAGUCUAUUCCGUGAAGAAGAACAAAGGCACACAACAGAAAGCCUGCACUCCAAGUAAACCCACGGUGGACAAGUGUGUGGCCAAGAUGUUUUUUCUAGGCACCGUCAGUUUUUGGAAUGAGCUCUUCUUGUUUUGGUCGGGCGUAGUUUGAGAGAGCUUCCACAUGUUGUGCCCAAGUCGCCUUGAAGUAAAACAACUGUUCAUUUCAACUAUUUUUACGAGAAUCAACGAUAUAGAAAAAAGGCAAACGAUCUAUUGUUUGACAAAUAUGUGGUAAAUUAACUUGCAUAUAGCUCCUUUUCUAGCGUUUACUAAAAUUGCUUUCCUUUCUUUAGCCACGGUGCUGCUUAGAAACCACUUCUGUAUAUCCCUUCUCUAAAACUGAGAUACAGGAUGUUCUUGAUGUUCUUAAGCAGUUCCCUCUGUCUGGUAAUCUGUUCAAGCAGCCUCGGGUUCCCUUCCUGACACUGCAAACUGUGACACUGCACUUCUUCACAGGCUGAGAGGACCGGGAGGAAAUCAAGAGCCUCACCUGGUGGUAAUGAUGAGUUAAUGCAGCCUCCAUACGCAAACCACCAGAUUGCAUUUCAAAGGCCUCGUUUCUCUCAAGAUCAGAAACAAAGCAGCAGCAGACACUGUAUGGACACGGACAGCCGACUCAAGGUCACACAAGGACAUGGGUCAAAGUGAUGGAACGAUUUGACGUUACACUGGAAAAGUUGUUUUCUUGCCCAGAGGGAGAUUGAUGAAUGUAAGGCCUUGUUUUGUUAACACUUGCCAAAGACAACAUCGACGAGCAGGACUGGGUAGAUAGCGGCUAAUUAGAGAGCUGGCUGGCAACAGCUGCUGAAACCCAAGUGUAAGUAUGUCAGAGUUUGGCUUUUACAUUCGACAGGCAGCAUUUCCAGUAAAAAGUGACACUUGUGACCUUCCUUUUAAUUAAAUCUUGAGCUUGAUAAACUUGUGCUGGUGAAUCGUGAGCCAGUCAGGAACCGUAGUUUGAGUCAAAGUCUUAAAGCAGGUCCAACCAGGUUGAAGGGUUGCCUAUUUAAGUUAUUGUGACAAGGAAAUGGGUCAAGUCUCUCCUGUCAUAGAGAUGGUGAGGUCACGCACAUGCUUGGACAUCCUCACGUGGCCUGGGUCAGCAGCAAAAUGGCACCUUAAAUUAGCCUCUGUAACAGUCCCCGUGUUUCUCUGGAGGCUAAAACUCUUAAUCUAACAUGCAGGUCUUUACUGACCUCCAUGUGUAAUGGGAUUGGGGGUCAUGGAUCAAGGGAGUGCAUACUAUAUGUGUACAUCAAUCUAUCAGGCCCAUUAUCUUCCACUCACAAGGGAAAUCCUUUGAGUUAGCUCGGCAGUGUCGACACAACUAAAACAACUGGUCUGAGGUCUGUUUGUACCGAGCCCCAAGGAAGAGUGCAAACUGGUCCAAAAAGUUUAAACAUGUACUGAUGGCUGAAUCCAGAGUCCUUUUCCUUCAUGCAUGAGAGCUGGGAGGCGGGGCUAAAGGAAACACUAGUUCGCUUGCUCUUCGGGCUCUAAUGAAUGUGGAAGAUGGCCAGAAGAUUUAAAGUCACAUGUCUCCAAUGCAACCCGUCAUUCCUCUUUCACCCUGCACCACUUAAUCUAAUAUUCCACUCUGGUAUUUCAGGGAAUUGUCUGGUGUUUGCACAGCAGAGGAGACCAUGACCUGGAAUUUCAUCCGUCUGCGUAAUCAGCACCACCCAGCACAGUCUGGCUCAUUAAGUGUCCCAGCAUGCAUUUCACAUCAGCUGAGAGGGGCAACAAAAUAAAGAUUUAGAUUACAAAUAAGAUGUUUAGUUUGAAUAGUUCCCUUUUAAGAGUUCUGCUGAGCAGGUGUAUGUGGGGAUCGAGUCCUACUGAACUACAGUGCGAGGCUUGGUGGUGAUGAAGUGUUUUACUGAAGAUAGACACGCUGCACUUGUUAGUAGAACCGGUAGUUUGUUUACAGUGAGACAGAGCCAGACUCUUUUCACUGUACUGGCUGGUGGCAACAAACACGCAAAGAGAAUGCAGGCAGCAAGUCAGUGUUGACCGGCUCUCCGGUUCACUGCGUCUCCUCCCUGGUCUGCCUCAGACGCAGAGCUCUCAUUCGUUUUCUUGAGGAAGAGGGCAGAGCCUUCUUGAAUGGGCCGGUUCAUCAUGAGUCACAUGAGUCACACUGUCCUUGCUGAGUCCAACAGACCGCCUGCUCGAAACUCCCACAAGGAAGGAGAGCAAGGGAUGAGAGGAGGACGACGUUAGGGGGACAACCAGACAGAAAACGGUGUAUCUAUACGUACGUACGUACGUAUGUGUGUGUGUGUGUGUGUGUGUGUGUGUGUGUGUCUGUGUGUCUGUGUCUGUGUGCAAUUAUCUGUUGGUGUUGAAUCAGUUAAAUCAAAUCUGCAAUUUGACUGAUUAUAUUGUCAUUGUGGAAACGCUCGGCAUCCAGACAUACCUACGUAUGAAGUUGAAGUAUGAGGCCGUUGUUACAUCAGAUGAGUUCUCCCCAUUGCAGUGUUUUUCCGGCAUCGUGAAUUAAGAUUAUUGCUCUUGACAAAACUCGUGACGGGUGUCUUUGUGGAAAACUCAUUUUCCAACGGGCUUUUUCCACCUGUUGGAUUUCUGUCGUCCGUGACGGCAGCACCAUUGCACCGCCGUGGUGCCGCUGGCAUCAUAAUCGGCAGGAGUGAACCAGGAAGUGGCCUGGCAAAACUGCCAAAGAGGAAGAAAAGAGCCAUCUGGGAGCCGGCCAUGAAAGGAAAGGAAUCAGUUUGUCCGAUGGGCGGCAGCAGCAGCAGGUUGUUUGGUACGUUGGCCCAGCCGGACCCGGACCCAGGGGAGAACCCAGAUCAGGAAAGGGUCGAGAGCGACCCGGACCAGCUGCUCAGAGAGUGUGAAGAGGCCCUGCAGAGGCGUCCGGCCAGGCCACAUCGGGAUCUGGUCCGUCCCAGUGGCAUGGUACCCUGCCACCACAAGCUCGACCCACCCAUACGGAUCAUGCAGUGGAAUAUACUGGCACAAGCUCUUGGUGAGGGGAAGGACGGCUUCAUCCGCUGUCCACUGGACGCUCUCAACUGGCAGGAGAGGAAGUACCUGAUCCUGGAGGAGAUCCUCACCUACCGCCCAGACAUUCUGUGCCUGCAGGAGGUGGAUCACUACUAUGACACCUUUCAGCCAAUCAUGGCCAGCCUCGGCUACCAAGGCAGCUUCAUGGCCAAGCCCUGGUCUCCCUGUCUGGACGUGGAGCAGAAUAACGGCCCGGACGGCUGCGCUCUGUUUUACCGCCGCUCACGCUUCUCCCUCCAGGCCACGGCUCAUCUGCGGCUGUCGGCCAUGAUGCUGCCCACCAACCAGGUAGCCAUCGUCCAGACGCUGAGGUGCCAAGGAACAGGCCGGCGGCUGUGCGUGGCUGUCACCCAUCUGAAGGCACGUAGCGGCUGGGAGAGGCUGCGGAGCGCGCAGGGUGCCGACUUGCUGCAGAGCUUAUGCAGCAUAACGUCCCAAAGCGGCGGCGGGGAGUACGAGGCGGCGGCGGGCACCGUCCCCCUGGUCGUGUGCGGAGACUUCAACGCAGAGCCCUCGGAGGACGUUUACCGGCGGUUCAGCUCCUCUGCUCUCGGCCUGAACUCGGCGUACAAGCUGCUGAGCCUCGACGGGCAGACGGAGCCCGCCUAUACCUCAUGGAAGAUCCGUCCCUCCGGAGAGAGCUGCAGCACUCUGGACUACAUCUGGUACACCCGCGAUGCUUUGAGUGUGCAGUGCCUGCUGGACAUUCCCACAGAGGAGCAGAUCGGCCCAGACCGCCUCCCCUCAUACCACUACCCCUCUGACCAUCUAUCGCUGCUCUGUGAUGUCAGCUUCAGGGAGGAGCCCCAUAGACUGAUGUAGGCUGCCAAUCACAGCAGCCCUGGACCAAUAGGAGCAUUGAGUGAGAGGACUGUUUGACUGUCGAGCAUCACUUCUGAUGGAAAAACUACUUGUAGUUUGAGCAAUAACUGGGAUUUGAUCCAUUGACUUGUCAGUCUCCAGUUUCUUUACCCAAACGUCAGCUGAAAUGGCAGCUGUGUGCUUCCUCUGCUGAACUCUUUGACCAACUGACUAUUAUUACAUUAAUUUAUGACAUUAUUCUCUGUACUUUCUAUCAGUUGGUUAAACAAUAAUCAACAAUUACUCGUGUUUUUUCAUUCAUUAUUUUGCAUUUAAGUAAUCUUUGACGGUUCUGCACUUAGACAAUGUUGUUGCUGUGACUACAAUG